Messenger RNA from Quercus lobata, 489 nucleotides. Its product is annotated as nuclear pore complex protein NUP62-like. Bases 236 to 466 code for a protein of 76 amino acids. The transcript has 3 exons. NCBI's taxonomy places the organism in Eukaryota, Viridiplantae, Streptophyta, Magnoliopsida, Fagales, Fagaceae. Gene Ontology annotation, cellular component: nuclear pore central transport channel; nuclear pore. Gene Ontology annotation, biological process: protein import into nucleus; RNA export from nucleus. Gene Ontology annotation, molecular function: phospholipid binding; structural constituent of nuclear pore. The record is from RefSeq and is a predicted model, not a curated record.
UAAAGUACAGCUGUUGCCUGCUUCAUAGUUCAUAAUUAGGUUGGAUUCAGGUAGAUGGUUUAAGGUUAUGUUUGCAGAAGCCUACUUUUUAUUAAAAAAUUUCUAGAUUCUGGUUGUGUAUAUAUUGCUAUCUCUCUGUCCAUCCCCAUUCUAAUAUAUCAAUGUCAUUGUAUAUUUUUUUGGGGUGUGGAAUACAGGUAUGAACAGUGAAUUUAUAGAGAGGGAAUUAGAGUAGAUGACAGAACAGAUCAAAUCACUUAUUCAGACCCUAAAUGCCAACCAGGGAGGAGAACUUGAGGCAGUUGAUGGGAUGACACCUUUAGAUGUAGUUGUCCGGAUUUUAAACAAUCAACUAAGUUAUUUAAUGUGUGUUGAUGAGAAGGCCGAAGAAUUUUCUUCUCGUAUUCAGAGGAUUGCUAGCCAAGUUUCUGCUGCAGAUUGCGAACUGAUGGGUCCAAAGUUCUGAAAGUCCUGAUAUCUGGAAUUGUA